Messenger RNA from Astyanax mexicanus (Mexican tetra), 356 nucleotides. It is a transcript of the gene spink4, whose product is annotated as serine peptidase inhibitor, Kazal type 4. Bases 59 to 292 code for a protein of 77 amino acids. Lineage: Eukaryota; Metazoa; Chordata; Actinopteri; Characiformes; Acestrorhamphidae. Gene Ontology annotation, molecular function: protein binding. The record is from RefSeq and is a predicted model, not a curated record. The transcript is spliced from 4 exons.
CCAAUAGCCCGCUAUAAACCUCUGUGUAAGCUCCGCGUGAUACACACGCCGCUUUAAAAUGUCCAUGCUGGUGUUCUGUGUGCUGAUCCUCCUUGCUGCAGGGUCAGAGGGGUCGGGGCCUUCUCCCAGAAAGCCCACCUGCAGUGGGCUGUCUGAGAUCUUGGCGUGUCCAAUGAACAUGGCUCCUGUUUGUGGCACAGACGAAAACACGUACGCCAACGAGUGUCUGCUGUGUGUGCAGAGUCUAAAAACUAAAACCAAUAUUCUGAUCAAGAAAGAUGGCAGCUGUUGAAUGCCUUCCGAGGUAUCCCGGAUGUCUUAAAGAACAAAUAAACCAUUAAAGCAUCUGCAAUACA